Ruditapes philippinarum (Manila clam) is the source of this 1701-nucleotide messenger RNA. RefSeq lists its product as uncharacterized. Bases 268 to 822 code for a protein of 184 amino acids. The transcript has 3 exons. NCBI's taxonomy places the organism in Eukaryota, Metazoa, Mollusca, Bivalvia, Venerida, Veneridae. The record is from RefSeq and is a predicted model, not a curated record.
AACAUUGUCAUUUUAAGAUGAGACGUAUGAAAGCUUGUUCGACGUAUUGAUAUCACAGUUUUAAUAAUUAAGAGGAAAACGUUAAACUGGCAGUAUAUAACGGGUUGUCAAUGGAUUAGUAUUUGACUUUAGUUCAGGGAAAUAAUAUUGAACUUCUUUUUCUUUUGAAAAAUGUUCUGAAAACUAAUUAACUUUUAAAAGAUAGAUAUUUGGAAAGAAUUCAAUUUAUAACUGUAUUACCUAUUCAACACUCAUUUCAACUUAGAGAUGGCGUCAGUUCAUUGUUUUACUCCAGCAACAUUGUUCGUAGUAAUUGUGUCAGUUUGCAUUGCCAUAAGUAAAUGUGAAAGAUUGAAAAGUCCGAGAAACUUUGCUCACGUGUACGGAAAACGGGCCUCACAGGACGCAUAUAAUUUUGGAACUGGUGGACAGAAACUAUCAAAGCUCUCUUUGUUCUCAGGCGAGUUUCCUGUUGAUUACGAGCCUUCCGAUGAAAACUUUCUUUUGAGACGAGAGGAUUCGAAGGUCAACGCGAAAGCAAAUGUUGGCCAUAUGUUUGGUAGAGAAAUAUACGAUACCUACCCAUUCUACAGUAACGACGAUGUGUACAGCAUUCCAGAGUUAGACGAAGAAGACAUUGUUGCAGUACCGAAUGUAAGAGACGACGAACUAUUCAAUAUUCCACGAGUUGAUGAGAGGGAAGGCCGUAGAGAACGUAAAAGGCAACUCAUAUUGGACCUUCUAAAAUCUUCCCCAGCAGCCAGAAUGGAGGCGUUGUCAUAUCUCAAUGAUAUACGGAAUACCUUGCGUAGUAAAGCAUGAAGGGGAACAUUGACAUUUUUCGAAAAUAUUCCUUACAUAACCUCGAGGCAACGAGAUGAUAUCAAAUAUUUUGAUUGGUUACAUUUGUAUCUAGAUUUAAUACAUUGUAUACUUUAGUUUUUUUACAAAAUCCAGUUAAAUAGCGUUUUCCAAGCAUUUAUUGUCGUUACAUACUUAUUGAUAAAAUGAAUGGUAUCAAAAUCUUAUAAUAAUAACAAUUUAAAGCUCAACAACGAUAUAUUUAUAUAAAUGGUACGGAUUAUUUGAAGAAAUGUCCUUUGAAAACAUAUGCUAACCUGACUUAUAAACAAAUCAUUUGUUAAAACAUAAUUAAACGAAGACCGAAAAAUAUGUUUGCACGUUCCCGAUGAAAGGGACAAUUAUUAUAUAUUGUGUUUCCUUAACCAGUUCCCUUUAAAUAAGUGUUUAUAUAAUAAUAAUCAAAUGAUAAUCAAAUGAACGGACAUUACUAUAAUGUUAGGUAUAUGUCAAAAGUAUGAAAACGUAUGUAUUAUCAAAUUUGUCGGUUGAACAUCAAUGCUUACUUUAUAGAAAACGUCAUUUUCGGUAAAAUAUCCAGUCAUGGAAGCGAUUUAAAAUCAAAAUAGCUUAUGUUGCCCUUCCUUUUAAUCAUUUCAGUCUUUUAAAUAUUUUUUAAAAUCUUAUAUUUUAUGGUGAAUGUCAGAUUUUAAAAUCUGAAGUGUAUUUCUAAUACUUGAAGUGUAUUAUUAUCAUUACUGUUAUUUCUUUUCAUAUAUUUUGUGUCUUAAAUUUCUUAAAAUGCAUUUCAAAAACAAAAUAAAAAGAAAAAAAACUAUUGAUAGUUAUCACGUCAGCAAUGUAUUGAUAAGUUCAUGCAAAUAAAUUAUAUUUUCUCUG